AGCGAAGCGCGUUUCUGCCGUUAUCCACACACUGAGACAGGCGGUUCAAUCACAGCACUGAAACACCAGCAAAGUGAAUAUGGGUGAAGAGAUCAGGACCGAGAUCGUCGGGACUGCUCCGUGUUUAACUGUUAACGGGAAUGCUUCGGCUUCCUGCAGACAUUUUCUCUGAAUCCUCUAGGCCCUUGGCUGUGGGGUCGUGAGCAGCUACCAUGACGUACAGCAACUUCAGCUUGCUGACAGCCAACUUCAGUGGGGCUCUGGACGGCUACGACUCCGGCGGAAACCUUUACCGUCCAUUUUCCGUUUUCAGCGUGCUCACUCUCACUUUAUUGGCAAUGCUUGUGGCAGCCACCUUCGUGUGGAACCUCCUGGUGCUGGUGACCAUCCUUAGGGUGAGAACAUUCCAUCGGGUGCCCCACAACUUGGUGGCCUCCAUGGCCAUCUCAGAUGUGAUGGUAGCUGCGCUGGUUAUGCCGCUUAGCCUGGUUCACGAGCUGAACGGCAGACUGUGGAAACUUGGACGCGUGCUCUGUCAGGUGUGGAUCUCGUUUGACGUGCUCUGUUGCACGGCUAGCAUCUGGAAUGUGACAGCCAUUGCACUGGACCGCUACUGGUCCAUCACCAGGCACCUGGAGUACACACUCAAGACUCGAAAAAAAAUCUCCAACGUGAUGAUUGCGCUGACAUGGCUACUAUCUUCCAUAAUCUCCUUGUCGCCGCUCUUUGGCUGGGGAGAGACCUACUCAGAAGGGAUGAAGUGCCAAGUGAGCCAGGAGCCAUCCUACACCAUCUUCUCCACCUUUGGGGCAUUUUAUCUCCCACUUUGUGUGGUUUUGUUUGUCUAUUGGAAGAUCUACAAAGCUGCUAAAUUUCGCAUCGGCUCCCGCAAGACAAACACAAUCACCCCUAUGGCUGAGGUUUCAUCAAUCAGGCAAUCAAUCUACAAGCAACAGGUAAAGGAGGAAGCCCAACAGCCACAGAUGGUGUUCACCGUGCGCCACGCAACCGUGACCUUCCAGACAGACGGGGACACAUGGCGGGAGCAGAAGGAGAAAAAAGCAGCCCUUAUGGUUGGCAUUUUGAUCGGCGUUUUUGUGCUUUGCUGGAUCCCGUUCUUCAUCACCGAGCUCAUCGUGCCGCUGUGCUCCUGUGACAUCCCGCCGAUUUGGAAGAGUAUCUUUUUGUGGCUGGGAUACUCAAAUUCCUUUUUUAACCCCCUUAUAUACACCGCCUUUAAUAAGAACUACAACAAUGCCCUAAGGAACCUCUUCUCCCGACAGCGCUAAAUCUUUGUGCCACUCGCAGUGUUACCCCACCCAACCAGACUGAUCCGUCUGUCACUUUAUCAUCUCAUCAAAUAGGUGAUAACCAGAAAUUGUCUAAAAAAAAAAAAAAAAAACUUCAGUGUUCAUCAGUUUUGUCAUUGUCAAUGUGUUUUGUUUGAGACUGAGACAAGCAUCUGCCUGCAUUUUAAAGUGGUGAAAUGAUUUGGGAUCUUAUUGAAACAGUGUUCUGAAAAGGAAUUUACUCCUUUAGUCAUCAGCUCUCUUUUUAUUUACAAAAGCUAGAAAAUUAGUCUGGCCCCACUCACCUUGUUAAAUCAUAAAUUAACUCUGAUCAAUCGGAGCUGAAUCAUGUCCAGGCCUGGAUUCUGCCAGACCUGUGGAACCAAGAUAUCACUAGAGUAGAACCUGACAACAUGAAGUAGAUUAGAAUAUCUCAAAAGUAACUAAAGAAAUUCCACAGCGGAUGAAAAAGCUGUAUUUUUUUUUUCCUAUCAAGGGGAAAAUGUGUUUUCCUUUUCACAGAUAGCAUCAGCCCAAUACAGCCUCCAGUACUUUGUGAUGCGAACCUCUUGGCCAACUCAAUGAAUAUUGUGCCAGAUUUUUGCAGCCUUGAGUGAGAUUGUAGUUGCAGGAACAAGAUGAACAACAUUGUCUUCUGCCACACAGAUGGGGUUGUUUAGAUUACUGACCAUAUUGGAGUUUCUAACCACAGUGAAGUUCAUGACUGGGAUGGACUCUACCUAGCUUGGCCAUUGCCUUCCUGUGCAACUACGGUUAAAAAAAAAAAUAAAAAAAUGUCGCUUACACCAGUCUAGGUUUUCUCCCUGUGGCACAGAUUGUCUCCAGUUAAUUUUUGACCAGGCCAAUCAUCAAACAGAAGGAGAAGUUGUGAAUGGUGAUGUCAUUAAGAUACAGCAUUAUGGCUGUAUCUUAAUACAGCCAUAAUGCUGUAUCUGUUUGUUCCCCCCCGCUUUUUGUGAAGAAAGUAAAACAACAACAAAAAAGUUAGAGUGAGUAUAAAUUUUUAUACUUGUGUUUAUUGUUCAAGUGUUGUUUUUAUCUGGUUCAUGCUAAUGAAAAAUAAAAGCAUGGUAAUUCAUUUAAGCUGUUUCAUCAUCAUGUCUGCAUAGAAGCAGAGAAGGGAGUAUGCCUCAAGAAAAAAAACAUCUGUCAGAAGUAAACAAAAUUAGUCUCAUAAAUAAUAAACCAAGCAACAACUGUGUUUUGUGCAGAAAUAGAUACAGCACUUAUCAUUAUAGAUAACAUUCAAAUUAAUUAAAAA
Messenger RNA from Gambusia affinis (western mosquitofish), 2571 nucleotides. It is a transcript of the gene htr5ab, whose product is annotated as 5-hydroxytryptamine (serotonin) receptor 5A, genome duplicate b. Bases 213 to 1289 code for a protein of 358 amino acids. The record is from RefSeq and is a predicted model, not a curated record. Gene Ontology annotation, cellular component: plasma membrane. The transcript has 4 exons. Gene Ontology annotation, molecular function: G protein-coupled serotonin receptor activity. NCBI's taxonomy places the organism in Eukaryota, Metazoa, Chordata, Actinopteri, Cyprinodontiformes, Poeciliidae. Gene Ontology annotation, biological process: adenylate cyclase-activating adrenergic receptor signaling pathway.